Messenger RNA from Rhodamnia argentea, 1535 nucleotides. RefSeq lists its product as uncharacterized. Lineage: Eukaryota; Viridiplantae; Streptophyta; Magnoliopsida; Myrtales; Myrtaceae. The record is from RefSeq and is a predicted model, not a curated record. Gene Ontology annotation, molecular function: antiporter activity; UDP-xylose transmembrane transporter activity. Bases 195 to 1382 code for a protein of 395 amino acids. Gene Ontology annotation, cellular component: Golgi apparatus. The transcript has 7 exons.
UUCAAAACAGCUCUCUCCAUAUUCUCGUCCUUGAAUUUUGUCAGGGUUUUUCGGCUUCACCUGUCGUCGUGUUCUUUCACAUCUCUCAUGAGAAGGCAGGUUUCCUUGUGCUGCUCGGCAUUUCUCGGGCGGUGAUGCGACCGGCGGCUUGUGGUGGAGGGCGAGGUCGCUUCUAGCGCCAUUUCCGACGACCGAUGGAUGGUAAAGCGGAUGCUGCUGCCAGAUCCGGCAUUGGGGUUCUCGACCCCUUGUUGGAUCGGAGCACGAGGAAGUUCAUCAAGAGGAAGGACAGCGACGCCGGGGAUGCAGGUCGGGCGCUCGAAGAGUUCAGAAGUUCUCUCCACAACGAGCUCUGCACGUCGGAAGGCGCCAAGCGCCAACAGCAACGGUUCUGUGGGCCGGUCGUGGCAAUGACCUUCAACUUCAUGGUUGCAGUGGGGAUCAUCCUCGCAAAUAAAUUGGUGAUGGGGAGAAUCGGGUUCAACUUUCCGAUCUUCCUCACGCUGAUCCACUACUGCACUGCCUGGGUCCUGAUGGCGAUUUUCAAGACGCUGUCGCUGUUGCCGGUCUCGCCCCCAUCCAAAACCACUCCUUUCUCUUCCAUCUUCGCUUUAGGAGCUGUCAUGUCCUUCGCCACCGGCCUCGCCAAUGCCAGCCUCAAGCACAACAGUGUUGGAUUCUACCAAAUGGCUAAGAUAGCAGUCACUCCAACCAUUGUACUCGCCGAGUUCAUGCUUUUCAAGAAGAGGGUUUCCAUGGAAAAGGUUCUGGCAUUGGUAGUUGUUUCGCUCGGCGUGGCUGUUGCGACUGUGACGGAUGUGGAGUUCAAUGUGUACGGCUUCUGCAUCGCGGUUAUUUGGAUAAUCCCCAGUGCCAUAAAUAAGAUCCUCUGGUCUAACCUGCAACAGCAAAGCAAUUGGACGGCCUUAGCGUUGAUGUGGAAGACGACCCCGGUGACCAUCUUUUUCCUGUUGCCGCUGAUGCCAUUGCUGGACCCUCCAGGAGUGUUGUCUUUCAACUGGGACUUGCGAAACUCGAGCGCAAUUUUGAUUUCGGCCUUCUUAGGCUUUCUCCUACAGUGGUCCGGCGCACUGGCUCUAGGUGCGACUUCAGCCACUUCCCAUGUCGUUCUAGGACAGUUCAAAACGUGCGUGAUCCUCCUCGGAGGCUACAUCUUCUUCCACUCCGAUCCGGGGUCGGUGAGCAUCUGCGGCGCCGUGACGGCACUCUGCGGGAUGUCGGUCUACACGUCGCUUAACCUGAAGGAGCCCGUGGGGACAACGAGGAAGCACCUUCCGAAGCAGGCAUUGCCUGUAUCAACCAAGUCACUCAAUGAACAAACCUCGGAGCCCGAUGUACAUGACCCUGCAAAUAUUGCCUGAAAUUUGACCAUUAGAAAGUGCAUUUUUUUUUUCUAUUUUCAAGGUGUUUUUAUUAGCUUCCCCCAUCACAUUCCGUGAAUGUAGAGAUAAUUAUCUUGUUUAGCUUUCGAUUUUAAUCUGUUUUUAGGAGUUUAGGAUUUACAGGAAUACAGG